This is a messenger RNA of Guyanagaster necrorhizus, 1412 nucleotides long. RefSeq names its product Brix-domain-containing protein. Gene Ontology annotation, molecular function: rRNA primary transcript binding; snoRNA binding. Gene Ontology annotation, cellular component: Mpp10 complex; small-subunit processome; nucleolus. Lineage: Eukaryota; Fungi; Basidiomycota; Agaricomycetes; Agaricales; Physalacriaceae. The record is from RefSeq and is a predicted model, not a curated record. The transcript is spliced from 7 exons. Gene Ontology annotation, biological process: rRNA processing. Bases 46 to 954 code for a protein of 302 amino acids.
UUUUUUCCUUCAAGUUUCCUAAACUCCUCAACGACGGUCAUCAUCAUGCUCCGUCGUCAAAUUCGAGAACGACGUUCAUAUGUUUAUGCAAAGUCCCUAGAAGCGCAGGAGCGGCAAACAUAUGAACGGAAGCAACAGCUGAAAGAUGCCCUUCAUAAUGGAAAGUCGCUACCGACGGAGCUGAAAAAGGAUGCAAAGAGGCUGGGCAAGGAGCUCGAAUUUGACGAGGCUCAGACAGAUCCCACUACACAUAUCGAUAAUGAGUAUUCCCGUGCCGGUAUCUCAGACCCGAAAAUUGUCAUUACGACAUCUCGGGACCCGUCAUCCAAGCUCCUCCAGUUUUCCAAAGAAGUACGGCUGGUCUUCCCGAACUCUCACCGAAUCAAUCGCGGAAACUACGUUGUUAAGGAGCUGGCGGACGCUUGUCGCGCAAAUGACGUUACAGACCUAAUAGUUCUGCACGAGCAUCGCGGUAAACCAGACGCCAUGAUUAUAUCUCAUUUUCCUCAUGGGCCCACUGUUUACUUUACACUGAGUAACGUAGCUCUUCGACACGAUAUAGCGACAUAUCAAAACUCCACUGUCUCUGAACAAUAUCCGCAUCUUAUUUUCGAAAACUUCUCAUCAAAACUUGGAGAACGUGUACGAGACGUCCUAAAAUAUCUGUUCCCAGUCCCCAAGGAGGAUAGUAAACGGGUGAUGACAUUUGCCAAUGAAGACGACUUCAUAUCGUUCCGGCACCAUGUCUUUGUGAAGAUACCCCGACAGGUGCAACUUGCCGAAGUUGGACCUCGCUUUGAGAUGAAGCCCUAUGAGAUCCGACAAGGCACAAUUGAACAGUCGGAGGCCGAACGGGAAUGGGUUUUGGCACAUUACUCACGGACGGCGAAGAAACGCAACAUGCUGUCUGAUUCAAGUUCAAGGCCAGGUCCCGGCAAGAAAUCGAAACGAUGAUGUCGCAUCUUGUUUUUGUUCAUCAGAGGUGAUAGCAGGGCAUCGGGGAUACCUUUAGGCGAUGAGUAUUGAGCAUCGUCAGGCUCCCAUGCCAUAAGUCCGUUGGGGUACCUUUGGAUGAUUAGUAUCACACAGUAUAUUGAGCAUCUGAACUGAUAUUGCGUAUGCAGAGCCCAGGAUUGAUCGAUGGUGAUAUUCUCUGGUAUUUCUGUCUGUGCAACCCCAAGUGAACAGUCAUUCCCAACUCCACAUAGCCGGUGUGGAACUCAAUCCACUGUCAAACUUUUGUCCAGCUUUGCGAAGCCUUCAAAGAAUGAGGUAAACAAGUCUAUGGCAUUCUGGACGUCAUGAGACCCCGCAGUCUCCCUAAUAGAGUGCAUGGACAACAUAGCAAGGCCGAUGUCGACAGUGCGCAUGCCAAUGGUAGACAGAUGAGGUCCUACAGUAGACCCGCAAGA